AUGGCCGCGAGUAUAGCUCCUUCCCAGUCAUCUCUCAUGCAGCUAAAACACUCGCUCUUGCCUCCUCCGCAGAUCCCAGACCUCUCUACGGUCUCGUCUGUUCGUUCAAACAAGCCCUUUCACGGUGUUCGAAAUAAUAACAGCUGUGUUCCAAGAAUGCCCAUGGCUGUCUCCGAAAAGACCUCCCUGUCACCGGCUGUUUCAGAUACGAAGAAACCCACCAAUCCAAUCAUCGUUAUUGAUAAUUACGACAGCUUCACUUACAAUCUUUGCCAGUAUAUGGGAGAGCUGGGUUGUAACUUUGAGGUGUACCGGAAUGAUGAGCUUACUGUGGAUGAAUUGAAAAGGAAAAAUCCAAGAGGAGUUCUUAUAUCCCCGGGACCAGGUACACCUCAAGAUUCGGGAAUAUCAUUACAAAGUGUAUUAGAAGUUGGACCUACUGUGCCAUUAUUUGGUGUGUGUAUGGGAUUGCAGUGCAUUGGCGAGGCUUUUGGAGGGAAAAUCGUGCGUUCUCCUUAUGGUGUUAUGCAUGGCAAAAGUUCCCUUGUAUAUUAUAAUGAGGGUGUGGAGGAUGGAUUGUUUUCAGGCUUGUCAAAUCCUUUCACCGCUGGUAGGUAUCACAGCCUUGUGAUUGAGAAGGACAGUUUUCCUAGUGAUGUACUGGAGAUUACUGCAUGGACGGAGGAUGGACUGAUAAUGGCUGCUCGUCAUAAAAUCUAUAGACAUCUACUGGUAACAUAUUCUUUUUUCCUUGAAUUUACUUGCACAAUCUAA
This is a messenger RNA of Ilex paraguariensis (yerba mate), 774 nucleotides long. The record is from the annotation of a GenBank genome assembly. NCBI's taxonomy places the organism in Eukaryota, Viridiplantae, Streptophyta, Magnoliopsida, Aquifoliales, Aquifoliaceae.